CGUUUCAGCGCCUUACGCUCCUUUCACGCGUGUAUACCUAGGCCAAUAGUGGACACGUGAUCGCGUACGCCACGUGCUUCGGCCGAAAAGACACGUGUGCUAACUUAGGCCUAACUACCCGUUAUUAUGGAGUUCAUCGGUAAUUUUCUACUUUGUAAAUUCGAUAUUCUUAGUUAUAAAUCGGGCUCCUCUACCUCGUUCGUUGGUUUUUGGCUUCUAUUGUUAUUGUCGGGCGGGUUUGGUGAGUUAACGGGAACGGCUGAUAAACCAGAAACGGUGUUGCUGGAUUUUCUCUCAAAACCCUUCGCACCCUCCGAUGGUGCAUCAGAAGAGUGUCUUCGGGACAGCGCCAUUUACUUGAAGGAGCUCAGUCAGUACAUGCCAUGGGCUCUUCAGAUGUACGACGCCUCCGUGAAAAUUCCACCGGGUGUAAUCACGGGCAAUUACCAGCAGUUAGGCAAUUAUGACGAGUGUCUACAAGUGAAAAGCAAAUACGGAUUCACCGGAAAGGCGUGCAGUGCCACGGUGAAUUUCGAAAUCGCCAAGGACAACGGUAAACCACGCCAGCCUGAUAUGGGUGAUCUGCUUCUGAAUAUAGCCGUCGCCUCGCAAUAUACGAAAUGGAAAUCGGGGCGUUCAGUGAACUACAAGUGGAUGUGGUGCGUUCCAUCGAGUUGCAACCACACAGAAAUCCAGGAGGCGCUCGAGCUUGGCCUCGACCCUCUGAAGGUGGAGGAACGCGUGGAUAUGGUGAUAAAGGUAUCGUGUCGCACCGCAGAAAUGGAUCGGCCGGUCUUCGACGUAACUGACUGGGUUUACAUAUCGAUCCUGACGAUAUUCGUGGUAAUCAUAAUUGCUAGCACGAGUUACGACAUCGCUACACAAGGCCAUCUGAGUACAUUGAACCGAAAAGAUAAAAGACAUGUUCUUCUAACUUCGUUCUCCAUCUACACGAAUGGAAAAAAUUUGUUGAAAACGGACAGACAGCGUGAUUCGAUCAAAUGCCUCGAUGGACUGCGCUAUAUCAGUAUUUGUUGGAUCAUUUAUGGUCACACUCAUUAUACAGAGGUGGUUGGUGUUAAAAUGAACUUGAGCGAAAUUCCACAGAUGCAUACAAAUUGGGCCAACAUGUUAGUACUCAAUGCAAAUAUCAUCACCGACACGUUUUUCCUUAUAAGUGGAGUUCUAAUGGCAUACACGGUCCUAAUAAAAAACGAGAAAAAUUCACAAGGCUAUUUCGACGUAAUUGGCCUCUAUCUCCACCGUUAUUUAAGAUUAACCCCGGCAUAUGCUAUGAUGAUCGGAUUUUAUGCCACCUUGUUUUACAAAGUUGGCUCAGGCCCUUAUUGGGAUGAAUGGGUCGGAGCUAAUAGAGACUAUUGUCAAGAAAACUGGUGGAUCAACCUGCUCUACUUGAAUAAUUAUAUCAAUCUAUCUAGAAUUUGCAUGUCUCAGUCUUGGUAUCUGGCGACCGAUAUGCAACUCGUCUGGCUGUCACCGAUCUUCUUGUAUCCUAUGCUCAAGUUCACGCGAAAAAUCUUCUUCUGGCUCGUUUUCGCGUUAGGCCUAAUUAUCUCCAUUCUAAUACCAUUCCUAAUAACAUUCAGUCUCAGGCUUAGUGGAACUAUGCUCUAUUACAAGGAUAACAUGGAUCUGGCCAAUGUUUUCAUAGAAAUUUACACAAAAGUUUACAACAGAUACGGAUCUUAUAUUAUUGGUCUGGCUCUUGGUUACUUGUUGUAUCAGAAACGAUCAAGAGUUGUGAAGAUUCGUUAUAUAUACGUGAUUUUCGGUUGGCUGGUAGCGGCAGUUUGCGGUUCAUUCAUAUUCAUGUGUCCUCGGUGGAUGUACUUCGACGACUACUCUUAUAACGAAUUAGAAGCGAGUUUUUAUGCAGGUUUCCACAGACAAAUGUUUGCUCUUUCUAUUUCUUGGCUCAUCUUUUGCUGCGUUCAUGGCUAUGGCGGUUUUGUGGGUCAAUUUCUGUCGUGGAAAGGUUGGGUUCCUUUCAGUAAGUUAACUUACAGCGCUUACCUGUGCCAUUAUGUAUUUCUCUUAGUAGAAGCUGGAUCAGUUCGAACUCCGGGCAUAAUUUCAACUAUGGCAAUUCUUCGCAGUUUCUUCAGCAACCUCUGCCUCACGGUACUGCUUUCUGCGCUUUGGACACUGUGCUUCGAGAUGCCUUUUAUGACGUUAGAUUAUACCUUUCUUUCUCACCGUCAAAGUCAAUCAAAAUCCUUGAACCUAAACCAAGAAAAAAUAUUCGGUUCUAUCGAUUCUAGUAAAGAGAUCUAUCGUUCCACGGAGGAAUCUUCUGCUACAAUUACACAGGAUUGUGAAGGCACCUUUAACCAAAAGUCCAAUAAAAACAGCAUGUAUGAUCAGGAUUUAAAAUCUGACGACAAAGAUGACAAGUGUCCAUUCAUUUUUGUAAUUAAAGCUGAAGACAACGAUUCAUGGGCACAGUUGAGAAAUGUUCAUCAAAAUAAUGGUUUUGACGAAGACUCGGAUCAACCGUCGAAAUCUAGAACAAAGGAAAGAAUGGAUUGUUGUUACGAAUCGAUCGUAAACGAGGAGUUCAUAAGGAAAGAAGGAUCCAGGGAAUCGGAUCAGGCCACCAGUAGCUGAUCGACAAUUUACCCGUGUAAUAUCGAAUCAGCUUGCUGGCCAAGCGUUUAUAAGCGAAUAGAGGCGAGAUUAGGAAACGUCUUUAAGGAAUUAUAUAAUUGAUAUAGUGAUAUCUAUUUGUUGAUUCAGGCACUCUUGUAGGUAGUGAGUGAUAGCCAUAUCGUAGUUUUUCUCUGAAUAUUUGUCUGUUGCAAGUAUUUUGUGUAUUUCUUAGUCGUUAUUAAGGAAUAUCGCCAGGUAUGUGGUGUGAUUUAAGAAAUAAAGAUUCUUUGUACGAUGAUAAAUUAAGAGUAUGUAUGGUUUAAUGAUAAGUUUAGUGGUUUCUAUCAAGUGAAUCUUUGAGAACUAUUUAGUGCAUUAUUUUAACACCACAUUUUAAUAUUACAUUAUAAUAUUACAUUUUAAUAUUACGUUGUUCUGGAAUGUUGGGAUUAGAUGGACAACUUGGGACCAUAUUUGACAUACUUUGUCUAUUUCAUUCCAACAUUUCAGUAUAUUUACAUAUAUAUAUAUAUAUACGUAGAUGCACCAAAUUUCAUAUAAGUGGAUUCAUUAUAGAAAAUAAUUUGUUAUCGUACGGAGGAUCAUCUUUUUUAUAAUUAUAUAUUAUUUGACUCCAUUGUGUACUUAUAGAUUUAGUUCGAAGUGCUUCUCACAAUCCGAUGUUGAUCCAUCGGUGUGAAAAUAAUAAUUUAAUAUGAACGGGUAAAGGUUAGUUAAGAAAUAAAGGUACAAAUUAGCUGUGAGAAAUCAUCGACUAUCAUUAAGUGUAGUUAAGAGGUGUUUUCUCGAUGGUCAGUUUAUAAAAAGAAAUAGAACUUUUACAAAAAUAAAAAGUCAGUAAGGUUAUUUUUCAUUAUGCGUUAUAGUUCAAAUCGAAAGUGUACGUAUUACAUUCAAAAUUCGGAAAUCUAACAAAAUCAAUGAAUACCGUAAUUAUGUAUUCCAAUUUCGCUAAUGUUAUCUAACUCAAUAUUUUGUUAAGUAUACUAAUAAUACUGCUUAAUAAUGAACAAUGCUCUUUUAUGUGGUUAUUGUUAAUUCAGGAUAUUAAGAUCAAUUUUAACAAAUUCAGUUAACCUCUUAUUCAAUAUUUAUAAAACAAAUACUACUUAAGUCAGAUAUUAUACAUACUAUUAACUUUUAACUUUUAAUCAGUAAAAUUAGACAAUACAGUACAAAGUACAGUAUUACAACUAAUAUUAAAUACUCUAAUUAUAGAUUAUAUUAUGACCAGGAAUUAAGGAACGAAAUAAACUUGUUAGAUCGCUUUCGUUUUGUUGAAAUAUUUCUUCCGCCAUGCUCAACUUUUCUACACAUGAAGUAUACAAUAACUAGGAACUAAUUACCGACAUUCUUUAACACCAAUGAUAUUUUUUAAUGAUGUUUGUUAUAUUGAUAUUUUAUAAUAUAUAUAUUUAGGCUAAUCGCUCUUAUAUUUAGGCUCUUCUUAUCUUGAAUACCUUGGUAUAUAUUGUUUAUGAAGAAAAAAAGAUGAAUUAUUUAAUGCAUAAUACAAUUAUUCUUCAUUUUUCCUUUUCAAUAUUUCCUAAAUUGUUUGAAUUAUUUUAUGAUAUACAAAUACGUAAAUAUAAUGUAUGAUAUUAGGACGAUAAAAUAACAGGAAAAUAGGUCAGGAUAAUUUCUAGUUACUGCAACAUUAGCCUCAGUUCGUGUCACUGUUUACUUAGGUCUAAGUCUUCAACUGAUGCUUUUACCUCGCUUAACGUUUUCUAUACGAACACAUUCUUUUCAUUCUUCUAACGCGAUCCACGAGAAGUAACAAGUAAGCCGAGAAGAGAAUGAUCUGCUUGUUUUAUCCGUGGAAGAAAUUGAUACCUUACGACUUCUAGAAAAUCCGUCCUUUUGAGAAAUCAAUUUUUUUUUAUUCUUCUUUGUACUUAAAUACAUUAAAUUUUUACGAAGAAAAAUAAAAUUUAUUAUAGAAUGUGCA
Messenger RNA from Bombus huntii, 4582 nucleotides. RefSeq names its product O-acyltransferase like protein-like. The record is from RefSeq and is a predicted model, not a curated record. Lineage: Eukaryota; Metazoa; Arthropoda; Insecta; Hymenoptera; Apidae. The transcript is spliced from 11 exons. Bases 127 to 2628 code for a protein of 833 amino acids. Gene Ontology annotation, molecular function: acyltransferase activity, transferring groups other than amino-acyl groups.